UAGAAGAACGUUUGCCAUUAUGUACCUUCCUCUGAGGUUAGAGAGUGUGAAACCAGUGGGUUUCAUGGCUGGGAUGGGAAUCGAACCCAAGUCUCUGGUUUCACACCACUUUAACUGCCAUAGCUCAAUGUUGUAAAAUUAUGUGAUUUGUAGUUUGUUGUGCACCAGAACAGAGCCACAACAAAACUUAAGAACCAAGUUAGGAAAAGGGGAUCCUUUGAAGCAGAGAAAGUCCUGGAAGCCUGACGUUUUACCAUGUACUUCCCUAAAUCAAUCUCCUUCCCUUAUUAUGGCCUCUACUUAUGCUAAACCCAGAGAAAUAACUCUAGUUCCCAGCAUACAGAGCAUGUGAUGUGAGUGAUGGCAUGGAGGGUGGAUUGUAUCCAAAAUGGGUAGAAAAUUAUUCUGUUAUGGGCCAAUGAGCCAGCAGUUUACCCUUUAAUUUUAAGGAUUUUCUUCCAGCUCAAAGAAUUCAUUCUCACUUCCAAGCAGAAAAGCAGAACAAGCCCUUCUCUUGUGAUCAUGGCUCAGUGGGCUCUGUCCAGCCUUCUUGGAUUCUCAGUCUUUUGGACCUUGCUGAGUUCAUAUCAUGCCUUUCCAACUGGCGCGCCUUCAGCCGCCUGUGAAAAUAUGUUGCCUUUGCACACAGGGACAGAGCCCCAGCCAUCUCCGGCCCCCUAUGAAUUCCUGGUUAAUACACCUUCUUUCCUAAAUGGUCAGCCAAUUCAUGUUCAGAUCCUGGGGUCUGCAUACAGAGGAUUGCUAUUGGAGGCUCGGACAUUUGGUUCCCCUGCCACACUGGGCUCUUGGCAAACUCCACCCAACAAUACUAAAUUAUUAGAGUGUUCUGGGAACCCAAAUGGUGCAGUUACUCAUUCCAACACCAAUUUAAAAACAAGACAGACUACUUAUACAUGGCUUCCACCCGACACCAACUGUCCUAAAGUUGUUAUAUUUGAAGCAACAGUUGCCCAAUCUCAUGACAUCUACUGGACCAACGUGAAAUCCAAAGUGAUCUGGAGAAAUGCCAAAGCAACAUGUGGAGGAGGGCCGUUUGCAAACACUGCAUCUGGAGUUGUGGUGCUCUUCUGUCUGCUCCUGAAUUUGCUUGGAUGCAAUUAGAAACAACUUGAAAGCAUACAACAACAACAAUUAGAAACCAGCAUGCAGAGCUGUACUUAGUUAUUAAUAAAUCUAGAGAUUGCCAGUUUAGAACAUACCCCCCAAAGCUUUGCUGCCACAAUAAUUACAAUUAAUGUUCUUCAAAAGUCAUGUUUCCUGUUGUAACUAAAAUCUGCAAUUUUUCUGCUUUCUCUAUAUAUUAUUAAAAUAUUCUAUAAUCCAUGAACUAGAAAGAAGAAAAGUGGGGCAUUCUACAAAUGUAACUACACUGCAAGUAAGGGGGAACCAGUAAUUUACUACCAGGACAGUUCCCACAUUGUACUGUAUCUACCGCCUUCAAAAGUAUGAAUAAACUAUAGCAGAACUUGAACACUGGCUCAUUAUUUUGUAAUCGUAGGUUUCUGCCUCCUUCCUUAGUUAUCACAGCUAUGUUUUGAUGCUAAAUGAAUAUAACUUUCACCAUCUUAGAUCUGUGAGCUCAGCUUAAUGAGAAAUUAGGGAUGACAUUGGUAGCUGUAGAAUGGAAAACCAUGCAUGCUUCCAAAUGUUUCUGUACUGAAUCUCCCAGUAUUCUUUCCCAUGGAUUAUUAAAGAUGAAAGCCUCAAAGAAAGUUAAAUGAUUGUAUAUAGUACCUGGACUUAACAUAGUUCUA
Molecule: messenger RNA, 1775 nt
Organism: Sceloporus undulatus (fence lizard)
Lineage: Eukaryota; Metazoa; Chordata; Lepidosauria; Squamata; Phrynosomatidae
Product: putative defense protein 2
Exons: 5
Coding region: 523-1122 (199 amino acids)
Molecular function (GO): oxidoreductase activity, acting on metal ions
Source: RefSeq, a predicted model, not a curated record